GUCGAGAGAAAGAAGGAGAGACCGUGUAACAUACAGAGCGGAAAUUUUGCGUAGCCAUGAACAAAAUACACCGUCUCGAAGCCUUAAUGCACUUGCGAGCUCUCGGUGUUCCGCGAGCGAAUUCGAGAUGGUUAAGGACGACCAGGGUAACGCGGAAGGAGAACGCGGAAGCACCGGAGUUCGAGGCGAAGUUGAGCGGCUUCGCGCGAAGUUACGACAAGUUCUCGCGCAUCGACGAGAAACCGCCGGAAACGGUGCAGUCGUUUGCCUCUUUGGUCCGCAACUCCAAGUUCGUCGAUCUGGGCGAUCCCGAAGGGAAGGUGGUGACCGGUGAGAUCUUUCACGUGGUUGGCGACGACCUGUACAUCGAUUUUGGAUGGAAGUUUAACUGCAUUUGUCGGAAACCCGUCAAGAACGGAGAAUACUAUGUGAGAGGCUCUAAAGUUCGGUUAAAGGUAAAGGACUUGGAACUGUCCUCCAGGUUCUUAGGAGCCGUCACGGAUAUAACUCUGCUGGAAGCCGAUUGCGUUUUGAUCGGCUUAAUAUCGUCGCCAUUACAAGCGGCAGAGCAAAAGCCGAAGACGAUUGGAAAACCGAGAAUACUGGAUCUUUUGUAAUAUUUAUGGUAAAUUAACUGUAUAAUGUGUACAUGCCGACAUCUUUAAAACACUAUUUUAUAUCACACGUGCACGGAAAAGUGCCUCUUUUUUGACAGUUUUUCGUGCUCAAAAUAGACAUUUGCCGACACAAUACAGUUUGCACGCAACAUGGCGUCAACUGUGCGGAAAAAGCCGUACGGUAAAAUUAUUACCGCACACUUUAGCGCUGUUUUUGUUUUUAUCUCCCAGCACAAUUGCCGAUCUCUCUUCCACACGCCGUCUUCGACAGAUGACAGGUUAGCCUCAAAGUUUUUACACGUAACUGUCAAAAAAGUGGUACUUUUCCGUGCACUUAUAAUAUAAAGUGAUAUUCGUACAUCUUUGAUUGUAAUUUCUAGUUUCGUUUGAAUUUCUAACUUUUUGAGGACACAAUUGCUGCUCUGAGAAUAAUUCGUAGCUAGAAAUAUAUAAGUAUCCUGCUAUGUUUCCUGUUAUGGUAUGGUACUUUAGUGAAUUGGUAGAAUGUCAUCUUUAAUAAAUAUACAUCUUUCUUAUAUCACGAUCCAUGUAAAGGUAAUAUAUGUAAGACAAUAUAUAA
Molecule: messenger RNA, 1197 nt
Organism: Vollenhovia emeryi
Lineage: Eukaryota; Metazoa; Arthropoda; Insecta; Hymenoptera; Formicidae
Gene: mRpS28
Product: 28S ribosomal protein S28, mitochondrial
Exons: 3
Coding region: 57-617 (186 amino acids)
Cellular component (GO): mitochondrial small ribosomal subunit
Source: RefSeq, a predicted model, not a curated record